AUGGACAGAGUUUGGGUGGCGGGUAGUCUUGAAGAUAUGGGGCAGAUAUAUCAUGGCUUAAGUUUAAAAAGCAAGAGCUAUGUUUUGAGAAGAGAAAUCAAGCAAUGA
Molecule: messenger RNA, 108 nt
Organism: Aspergillus niger
Lineage: Eukaryota; Fungi; Ascomycota; Eurotiomycetes; Eurotiales; Aspergillaceae
Exons: 2
Coding region: 1-108 (35 amino acids)
Source: RefSeq, a predicted model, not a curated record